AUGUCGACAAGUGCGGGGUCAAGCAGCACUGGUAACGGUGGUGGAAACGGUGGCAGUAGCAGUAACAGUGACGGUAAUAACAGUGCCGGAGGACGCCGUAAUGGCAAUGGGAGUGGAACAGCUACGGGUGCAGAAGCCACCGUACCGAAGCCGGAAACAAAGGAAACAAAAUCAAAUCCCAAAAUAUCGAAAGCCUUAGGAACUUCUGCUAAACGAAUUCAAAAAGAGCUGGCGGAAAUUACGCUUGAUCCGCCACCAAAUUGCAGUGCUGGACCGAAGGGCGAUAACCUUUAUGAAUGGGUUUCAACCAUUCUCGGUCCCCCCGGAUCAGUUUAUGAAGGUGGUGUGUUUUUCUUGGAUAUACACUUUUCUCCAGAGUAUCCGUUCAAACCACCCAAGGUAACAUUCCGUACUAGGAUAUAUCAUUGCAACAUAAACAGUCAAGGUGUAAUCUGCUUGGACAUUUUAAAAGAUAACUGGUCACCUGCAUUGACCAUAUCAAAAGUGUUGCUAUCCAUUUGUUCCCUGCUGACAGACUGUAAUCCAGCUGAUCCGCUAGUUGGAAGUAUUGCGACUCAAUAUCUGCAAAAUAGAGAAGAGCACGAUCGAAUUGCUCGCCUGUGGACAAAACGGUAA
This is a messenger RNA of Anopheles marshallii, 636 nucleotides long. RefSeq names its product ubiquitin-conjugating enzyme E2-24 kDa (gene Ubc2). The coding region runs from base 1 to 636 and encodes 211 amino acids. Gene Ontology annotation, biological process: protein polyubiquitination. The record is from RefSeq and is a predicted model, not a curated record. Gene Ontology annotation, cellular component: nucleus. Gene Ontology annotation, molecular function: ubiquitin conjugating enzyme activity. NCBI's taxonomy places the organism in Eukaryota, Metazoa, Arthropoda, Insecta, Diptera, Culicidae. The transcript is spliced from 3 exons.